This is a messenger RNA of Micropterus dolomieu (smallmouth bass), 3637 nucleotides long. RefSeq names its product lysyl oxidase-like 3b (gene loxl3b). Gene Ontology annotation, cellular component: membrane. Gene Ontology annotation, biological process: peptidyl-lysine oxidation. The record is from RefSeq and is a predicted model, not a curated record. Bases 263 to 2662 code for a protein of 799 amino acids. Lineage: Eukaryota; Metazoa; Chordata; Actinopteri; Centrarchiformes; Centrarchidae. Gene Ontology annotation, molecular function: protein-lysine 6-oxidase activity; copper ion binding. The transcript has 16 exons.
CUCAGUGAGGGCUGCACAGCUGGCGAUUUACAGACAGCUACGCUGCAAGAGUAAUUGGCUGCUAGGUGGACCACUGCCCCGCAAACUGGACCCGUGUUUGAUGGAGGAGAUGAAUUAGCACAAAUACUGGGAUAUUUAUUUUUUUUUGUCUUUUGGGGGUUCCCUUUAUAAACCUCUGGAUCACCAAAAAUUUAAGACCCAGCUCCCUCCUCUCCACUGCAACCGUUAUAACCUGCUCAUACUGGAAACAUAAGCUGAGAUAAUGGAGAAGUCAAGAUGCAGGCAACAGUUAGCCUUCAGCCUUCUGUUCGGGUUGUGGUUACCUUCCUGUUUGGCCCAAACCACACCGUCAAAUGCACCCACGCAGGCACCCACACCAUCCCCGUCUCCCAAGCUCCAGACCGAACGGCUAAAGGUCAGACUGGCUGGAUACCCCCGAAAACACAACGAGGGUCGGAUAGAGCUUUUCUACAAGGGAGAGUGGGGAACCAUCUGUGAUGACGACUUCUCAAUAACUAACGCCAACGUGCUUUGUCGCCAACUGGGUUUCGUCUCAGCCACAGGAUGGACCCACAGUGCCAAAUAUGGCAAGGGCCAAGGGAAAAUCUGGCUGGACAACGUGCAGUGUAACGGAGGUGAGAAGAGCAUUGAAUUCUGCAAGUCCCGCGGUUGGGGCAACAGUGACUGCACUCAUGAUGAGGAUGCCGGAGUUGUGUGCAAAGACGAGAGGAUUCCUGGCUUUGUGGACUCGAAUGUUAUCGAUGCUCACAUUGAUGAGAACAAGAUAGAGGAGGUGCGACUCCGACCCGUGGUUGCCAUGGCCAAAAAGAAGCUGCCCAUUGCGGAGGGUGUGGUGGAGGUGAAAUACAAAGACGGCUGGGCACAGAUCUGUGACCUGGGAUGGACGAUCAAAAACACACGCGUGGUCUGCGGCAUGCUGGGAUUCCCGCAUGAGAGGAAAGUCAACAAGAACUUCUACAAACGUCUGAAAAAGCGAGCAGCUGAGAAGGUCUCCAGGACAAAGGUUAAUGUUUCAGCUGGUGGAAGGCAGACAUCCAAAGCUAAAGUUAGCUCUAAGUCUAAACAGAGCAGCCCUGGCAAAAGGUUGUAUUUGGAGCGUCAGAAGAACUACUUCCACAUUCAUUCUGUGGCGUGUACGGGCACAGAGGUGCACCUGGCAGCCUGCCCCCUGGAGUUCAGCAAGCCAAACACAACAUCGUCCUGCGAGGGCGGCAUGGCGGCUGUGGUUAGCUGCAUGCCGGGGCCGCUGUUCAUGCAAAACAGUGGCUUGAAAAAGAAACUUAAAACUUCGAGCACAGUAAGACUGAAGGGAGGUGCCAGGCUGGGCGAGGGUCGGGUGGAGGUGCUGAAAGACAACGAGUGGGGAACGGUGUGUGAUGAUCGCUGGAACCUGCAGUCAGCCAGCGUUGUCUGCAGGGAGCUUGGCUUCGGCAGCGCCAAGGAGGCUCUCACCGGAGCCCGCAUGGGACAAGGAAUGGGUCCAAUCUACAUGAAUGAGGUGAAGUGUCUCGGUCAGGAGAAGUCCAUCUGGAACUGCCCCUUUAAAAACAUCACAUCGGAGGACUGUCAACACAUGGAGGACGCCGCCGUCCGCUGCAGUGUGCCCUAUAUGGGAUUCGAGAACUUGAUCCGAAUCACAGGAGGACGGACCCGUUACGAGGGCCGUUUGGAGGUGCUGAGCUCAGACUCUAACGGGACGCAGAGCUGGGGUCUGAUCUGUGGAGAGACCUGGAGCACCAGGGAGGCCAUGGUGGCCUGCAGGCAACUGGGCUUGGGCUACGCUAACCAGGGCCUGCAAGAAACCUGGUACUGGGACAGCAGCAAUGUGACGGAGAUGGUUAUGAGCGGUGUGAAGUGCACCGGCAACGAGAUGUCUCUGAGUCACUGCCAGCAUCACAAAACUGUCAGCUGUCAGAAGUCAGCAGCAAAGUUUGCAGCGGGAGUCAUCUGUUCUGACACGGCGUCUGACCUCGUCCCGAACGCCCCUCUGGUCCAGCAGACGGUCUACAUUGAGGAUCGCCCCCUGCACAUGCUCUACUGUGCUGCAGAGGAGGACUGCCUGUCAAAAUCUGCAUCCAAGGCCAACUGGCCCUACGGACACCGACGCCUGCUCCGCUUUUCCUCCCAGAUCCACAACAUCGGUCGGGCUGACUUCAAGCCAAAGGCCGGGCGGCAUUCAUGGGUCUGGCACGCCUGCCAUGGCCACUACCAUAGCAUGGAUAUUUUCACCCACUACGAUCUGCUGAACUCCAACGGUAGCAAAGUGGCAGAAGGACACAAAGCCAGUUUCUGUCUGGAGGAUACAGAUUGUCAAGAGGGUGUUUCUAAGCGGUAUGAGUGCGCCAACUUUGGCGAUCAGGGCAUCACUGUGGGCUGCUGGGAUUUGUACCGUCAUGACAUCGACUGCCAGUGGAUUGACAUCUCAGAUGUCAAACCUGGAAACUACAUUUUGCAGAUUGUGAUAAAUCCAAAUCACGAAGUGGCUGAGAGCGACUUCACCAACAACGCCAUGAAAUGCAACUGCAAAUAUGACGGACAUCGAAUCUGGCUCCAUAACUGCCACAUUGGUGAUGCGUUCAGUGAGGAGGCAGAGAGGAGGUUUGAGAAAUACCCCGGACAGCUUAAUAACCAGGUUUCUUAAUCAACAAUAAUUUUAACAACAAUAUGAGACCCAAAGUGGGCGUUGAAUGAAUAAAAACACACCUCAAUAGCUCAAAAAGCAAAACACGAACCGUUUUCAGUUACCAAAAUGGAUUCCCCCACAUAUCUGAGAUUAUUUGGAGUCAUGGAAGAAGCCAAAAGUAUGUUCCUCUGGUUGAAUGUGUUGUAUGUCUGAGUUAUUAUACUUGAAUAUUCAAGUGCAAAUGUUGUUUUGGAUUUUCUUUUCUCAGUCUAAUGUGAGCUAAUGCUAUAUUUUCUAUCACAAAGUAGGAUUUAUACAGUCUGUGUCUGUCUGUAACAAAUGUACAGCUUUCUAUUGAAUGUUUUUCCCGAGUUAUGAAUUAAUCCAUUUUUUGUUUUACUUGGAGCAAACAGGUUCAGCACUACCUGAGGUGUUAGCAUUAGCUAUAACACAUUUAAAAGGUAUCAACUGAGGCAGGAACAGGAACAAAUGCAGCUUUGUGCAAGUCUCACUGGUCUUGACUGCAACUUCAUACUGGGUGCUAAGGACAGAAGCGAUAGACUGUCUCUCAGAGCAAAACAUGAAAUAUUAUCUGGAUAAUUCGCUCUGCAUUAGAGUGUUAUCUUGAAAGCUAAAUGUACAUAAGCAUGUUGCUCAGGAGAAAAGCUUCAAAAGGUUUUCACAUCAAUUACUUUACAGUUUUAUGUCAUCUUGUUCACAGAAAUGGUUUUAAGUAAUAACAUGUCUGCCUCCACGGUUACAAUAUUUUGUGAAUGUACUGUAUUUAUUGCUAAUAUCAAGGUGCUCAAGAACAACCUUUAUUCAUUAGCAUAAUUGUCAGUUUGAAGUGCUUUACAACCAGUUUGAAACCAUUUGUAGCUUUAGUCUGUAUGUAUUAUUAAUAGUAAUUUAGGGUCAGAACAUGGAUGUUACUGGGCAAAGAUAAAAACUACAAUUACCCUCAAGAAUUCCUGUAUCUAUGCUGAUGUAAUC